Closterium sp. Naga37s-1 is the source of this 2556-nucleotide messenger RNA. Lineage: Eukaryota; Viridiplantae; Streptophyta; Zygnematophyceae; Desmidiales; Closteriaceae. The record is from the annotation of a GenBank genome assembly.
AUGGUGCCUCAACUGCAAGUUCCGCACUGGCAGACCGUGGAGUCUCACUUUCACGCCACCAUAGACGGUUUAGGAGGCUGUAUUUCGUCUUGCAAAGGCUCCUUACGGGAGAAGUUCGCCUCAUCCACCUCACCGCCCUUGUUCGGCGGCGGCGGCUCCUCCGCCGCACCUUCCGCCGGCGGCGGUGGCGGCGCGGGUUCAGCGGCGUCAUCGGCGCCGUCCGUCGCGUCGCUGGUGCACAGCCAUUCGAUCGUGCUGCUGCUGACGUGCGUCAGCAUUCUAAUGCGAGUGCUCUAUGCACCCACCUCAGCAUCCCUCUUCCAUCUCUCCCCUACCCCUUCACAGGCGUCCAUGCUUCCCCUAGCGACGUCCGCACUACUGCUGGCUCUGCAGCGUCUGUGCCAGGCGAGUGCUCUAUCCACCCUCCACAACAUUUCUGUUGCAUCUCUCCCCUACCCCUUCACAGGCGUCCACGUCCGUGCUACCCUUAGCGCUGCAGAGGCUGUGCCAGGCGAGUGCUCUAUCCACCCUGCACAACACCCCUCCUCUCUCUCCCACCCUCUUUCCUCCCCCCAACGCCCGUGCCUCCUCCAACAGACGUCCGUGCUCCCUCUAGCCCUGCAGCGACUAUGCCAGGCCAGUGCUCUCUCCACCCUGCACAACACGCCCGUGCUCCCCUUGGCUCUACAGCGGCUGUGCCAGGCCAGUGCUCUAUCCACCCUGCACAACAUCACCGUGGGCGUGCUGUGGCACCUGCGCCCACACACAACCCCCUCCGCCACCCCUCAGACUGCCACCAGCAGUGCAGGGACGGAGAUGGAAACCCCCCCGCCUGUGCCCUUCUCAGCGCUGCUGCUGCCGCCCAAGGGGGUGGCGAUCCGCUCGUCACUGCCUGCAGGGGUGGUGAUGGUGGCAGGGGGGAAACGAUUGCAGGUGCAGCAGGGAGAUGGGCAGCAGGCAGAGAGGACGGAAGACUUUGGUAUUGCACCGGUGAAGCGCAAGUGUGGGGAGAGGGAGGAGGAGGAGUGGAGCCCUCUGAUCCUGCCCAUGGAGGUCUAUGUCCCCCGCUCUCUCGCCCGGGCCAUGGCAUCCACUGGCCCCUGCCGGCUGUAUGACGAGACUAUGAAGUGCUAUCAGUCACUGCAACCAUCAUUGGCAGUGCGGGGGAUGGUGGAUGGGGAGGAUGUGGGGCGAUUGAGGGGCACAACGGGAGUGCUGCUGGAGGACCCCAAACAAUCGGGAGCCACGGGUGCUGCUGCCUCUGCGUGCCCCAACGCCAAGCUCCUCCCCACGUGCCUCAUCCGCAAUCUCACGGUCUUCUUCCUCCUCCACCCCUCCCUCGACUUCACUCUUGCUGUCGCCUCCCCUCCCCUGCCCGCCCUCUCCGUCGCAUCCGCCUUCCACCCCAACCGCGCCCCGCUGCUGCCCCACACGACGGCAUGGCGCGCUGAGCACUGCGGGGAGGGAGGGAGUGCAGACAAUGCCACACCUUGCUACCAACGACUGCUGGCAGAGCUCUUUCUGCUGGCAGACGCCCCCUCGCUCAUCUUCACUCACAAGUCGCCCGCCUUCUCAUUCGCUGUGGCGCGCGGGUCAACACGGCAAUCCCGAGGGCUGCAGGGGGCGUUCAAGGUGGUGCAGCCAGCGCUGUGUGCCUCUGCGUGCCCCAAGCCGCUGCUGGCGAAUAAGUUUGCUCAACACAUGAUUGUGGAUGAGUCCCUCAAGGCCCUGUACUGCGCGCUGCCCAAGGUGGGCAACACGAGCUGGAAGCUCUGGUUCCGCCUCAUGAAGCUUCAUGGAAACUACUCCACUUUCCACUCCUUCGGCAAGAAAAAUUCCGAGGCAGCAGAUUCUGUGAACGGGACUGCAGCAGCAGAUGCUGCGGUGGGGGGAACAGAAGGGACAGCAGCAGCAGCAGCAGCAGCAGCAGCAGCAGCAGCGUCGUCAGAGUCAGCAGGUUUAAACAUAACAACCGAGGACUUUAAGAUGAUCCAUCUGCCUGGGCAGAACGGCAUCACAGAGCUGCCAGAGUUGAGCGAGGAGGCAGCCAUCCGGUUCAUCACACGGCGGGACGUGUUCCGAUUCACGUUCGUGCGCAACCCUCUCACGCGCGCCACGUCAGCGUUCCUCGACAAGUUUGUGCACGCGCGGAACUUCACGAAUGAGGGCGACGCGCGGCUGUAUUGGGCGGACGCCAUGUUUGGGAAGAGCAAGCAGCUCAAGAAGAUGCUUAAAGAGCAUCCUAAGGGUGACUUUUCGUUUGCGGAGUAUCUGGUUCUUGUGGAGGAGGCUCUUAAAGGGGAUGCUGAUAAAAUCGAGAAUCACAUUGACAAGCAGAUCGACCUGUGUGCGUUGGAUCGCGUGCACUACGACUUUGUGGGUCGCUUUGAGAAUAUGUCCGCUGACGUGGCAGCAGUGAUGCGUCAGCUCAACACAUCAGAUCUCGGGAUCUUCCAGAAGGGCAAGUCCCUCCAGCUCACAGGCGCGGACCAGCGUUCCGCACAAUUGUAUGAUAAAGUGAGUGAUAAAUGCUGCCAUUCCCAUUUGAUAAGGUGA